UCGUGAGUCCGGGUGAAAAUGCACCCUUGCAUGGGAGUGUCAGCGGGCGGUCGUUAUUGCCAUAAAAAUUCUAAUAUGCAACCGAGGAAUGGAAUAUGCGACAAAAUCGAAAAUUAUAUAUCCGAGCUGAGCCAGUGGUCGGUAUGGAGGACCAUUAUUCUCGGGCAAUUUCUCUCGAUAGUCCUUUACUCGAUGACGCAAUUGAAUCACCACAUAAACACAGUCUCCAAACUGGGUCUACCGACAGGUCAAAAUUUACCGCAUUAUGCGAUGAUGUGCCUCGUCUACACGACCUGGAUGUCGUGCAGAGGCGCCGGAAAUGGACUUUUGUCCGUUAUAAAAGCACGCGGAUGGCGAUACUUGCUGCUCGCCUUGAUAGACGUCGAAGCUAAUACCCUCGUUACUUCCUCUCAUCGAUUCACUAGCCUGGCUAGUAUACAGCUUUUAGAUUGUGUCGCCAUACCGGUGGCCCUGGCGCUCUCGUGUCUAGUUCUCGGUGUGCGAUAUCGAAUGGUCCACAUCGUUGGCAUUUCCGUGUGUCUCAUGGGCGUUGGAUGCCUCGUUUGGGCUGGAAUCGACGACAAUAAAGAUCUCAGCGCUAAUGGGAAGAAUCAAUUGGUGGGCGAUAUGCUCUGUCUUGGAGGUGCUGUGCUCUUCAGUGUCAUAACAGUUCUCCAGGAACUUGCUGUCAAAACCGUCGAUAUUAUCGAGUAUCUCGGAAUGAUUGGAUUUUUCGGCACUAUACUCAGCUGCAUACAAAUAGCCGUACUGGAGCGUUUGCAGAUAGAGUCAGCAUCGUGGGGAGUUGCAGCGCCAGUCUUGAUAUCGGCUCUGAUAUUCUAUUGUAUAACUCAAUUUGUCUUCUUCUCAUUGGUUCCUGUGAUAUUAUUCGAAUCAGGGGCAACAGCGCUGCAACUGGCCUUACUGACAGCCGAUUUCUUCAACGUUCUCAUCGGCAUGCUCACGCACCAAUACAGAUUCCAUACGCUGUACUUUCUUUCGUAUACGCUUACGAUGACCGGUAUAUUCAUAUACGCGAUCAAAAGAACGCCAAUGUCGUCGAACUCGAGAAGACAACACGUCGACGCGCCUGUGCCCGAUUACAGUGACGUGAUUUUAAGACGAAUGUCUCAUCCGGACGGAGGCGAAGUGGAAAUGGCAACGAGCUCGGGAAUGUCCGCGGUCAGCGGCACCCUCGACAUAAAAGCUUCGACGUUAGGAAGCGAGCGCGAAACGAUGGAAGCAACGAGCUUACCGCUCAGCGUUAGCUCCGACACGGCCUUUACCUCUUUCUAUGGCAGCCAAGCGAAUUUGUAGAUAGAUAGUUAACAUUUGAAUAUAAUUGCCAAUAAGCGAGGAAGACGACGGAAGAAAACGUGAUGAAGCAUCCGACGGAGGCAUUGCGACGUAUAAUCUCCGAUAUAAUCGUGUUACGAACUUCCACAAAAUACUUUCUCACUCUUUCUCCUUCGUCCAAAGGUCUCUAACUCACUUUAUCAUGCACAAUUCAUCCGAGCGAUAUGACGAACUCUACAAAUAACGUUUAUCGAGGAUUCAUCGACUUCAAAUCGUAUUCGUCAGCUUAUUUUAUCAUCAAACAGUAUUCGUGACUUUUGUUAACUCAUUAACUGUUUUCAUUCGUUAGUCAGACCGUAAAAAGUGUCUGUGAGCUUUACGAGCAUUACAUCGAAGGCUUCUCACUGAAAUUUUGUUCAUCAGGAGAGUGGGCGACGACAAAUGGAAGGAAAAGUGUAUCAAACAAUAAGUAACGUUUAAUAACGAUAACAAUUUUUUCUAAGUAAACUCGUGAAACGAUUAAGUAGUGUAGUUACGUAUAACUAGGAAGAAUAAUGCGAGCUGCCAUCGCAGCGUGUCCGAGGAUGAAGUUAUCUCAAUACUGCAAACCCUCGUCCAUCAUUACCGUUUUCCUCAUCGGGGCAAAGUGUGCCAAAAUUGGUGGAAAUUAAUUUCAUUUAUUGUGAGAAUGGCAGAUUUUGGAAAUUUUGUUUUUACAAUCGUAUGAAUUGUCUGUGAUUUUCGCAAGUUCAGAAUACUCAUUGAAAGCAUAUUUUUCAUAUCGUUUACUCCCUCGUCUUUCGAUAAUGUAAUUUUUCAGUUGUUUUAUGUGAACGAUACAUUUUUUGACAUUACUCUCUUUCUCGUUGCUCAAACUGACCAAUAUUUUUUUGUAGAUUUUUAUCAUUAUAUUGGGCACAAAACAACUUCGUUUACUCACCAUUAUAACGAUACUUUUUCAAUAAAUCAAAUAAGCCAAA
This is a messenger RNA of Venturia canescens, 2276 nucleotides long. Its product is annotated as solute carrier family 35 member F2-like. Gene Ontology annotation, biological process: transmembrane transport. Gene Ontology annotation, cellular component: membrane. The coding region runs from base 19 to 1317 and encodes 432 amino acids. Lineage: Eukaryota; Metazoa; Arthropoda; Insecta; Hymenoptera; Ichneumonidae. The record is from RefSeq and is a predicted model, not a curated record. The transcript is spliced from 8 exons. Gene Ontology annotation, molecular function: transmembrane transporter activity.